Molecule: messenger RNA, 396 nt
Organism: Benincasa hispida (wax gourd)
Lineage: Eukaryota; Viridiplantae; Streptophyta; Magnoliopsida; Cucurbitales; Cucurbitaceae
Source: RefSeq, a predicted model, not a curated record
AUGACAUAUAGUAACUUAUCUCCUGAGUUCAAGGCUCUCAUUACCAGUCUAGAUAUGGUAACGGUUCCAAGUAAUAUACAUGUUGCCAUGGAAACUCCUGAGUGGAAGGCUGCAAUUAUAGAAGAAAUGAGAGCUCUAGAAAAAAAUGAGACGUGGGAACAAGUUGCUCUUCCUGAGGGGCACAAGACGGUUGGAUGUAAAUGGGUUUUUACUGUCAAGUACAAAUCUGAUGGCUCGAUUGACAGAUAUAAGGCGAGACUGGUAGCCAAAGGCUUUACUCAAACCUUUGGUAUUGAUUACUCUGAGACAUUAUCUCCUGUGGCCAAAUUAAUACGAUUCGGGUGUUGUUAUCUGUUGCUAUUAAUAAAGAUUGGCCUUCGCACCAAUUGGAUGUGA